Fusarium fujikuroi IMI 58289 is the source of this 1161-nucleotide messenger RNA. RefSeq names its product fumonisin cluster-longevity assurance factor. The record is from RefSeq and is a predicted model, not a curated record. Gene Ontology annotation, cellular component: membrane. Gene Ontology annotation, biological process: ceramide biosynthetic process. Bases 1 to 1161 code for a protein of 386 amino acids. Gene Ontology annotation, molecular function: sphingosine N-acyltransferase activity. The transcript has 3 exons. Lineage: Eukaryota; Fungi; Ascomycota; Sordariomycetes; Hypocreales; Nectriaceae.
AUGGCACUGCUCUUCAUUGACUUCUCUAUGCCUCAAGCAGCACCUUAUACUGCCAAGUUUCUUUGGCUUUCUCAUCGGCAGUCAUCUACUGGGUUAUACUCUAUCGGAAACGGUGAUGUAUGCUUCGUCCUUUUCAAGGUACUCACCCUGUCAUGGCUUCGAGAAAGUUGUAUGGACUAUCUGCUUGCCCCAUUUGCCGCAGCAAUGGGAGUGGCGAAGGAAAGAAAACGCAUCCGAUUUUCAGAGCAGGGCUGGGUCCUCAUGUAUUACACUGUAUUUUGGCCGUUAGGAAUGUUCAUUUGGACCAAAGAGUCUCAUUUUGCAAACAUGGACCAUCUUUGGACUGGUUGGCCACAACGAGAUAUUGAUGGGCUGACCAAGUUUUACAUUUUGACGCAGCUAUCUUAUUGGAUACAGCAAGUCAUCUCGGUGAACAUUGAGGCUCGUCGAAAGGACUACUGGUUAAAUGUAGUACAUCAUUUUAUCACCAUCACGCUCAUUCUCGUAUCGUAUGUCUAUCAUCACACCCGAGUCGGAGUUUUGAUCUUGGUUAUGAUGGAUGCUAUAGAGAUACUUUUCCCAUUUGCCAAAUGCCUCAGAUAUCUGGGCUAUACUACUCUUUGUGAUGUAGUCUUUUGCCUAUUCUUCAUAACAUGGGUGUUAUCCCGCCACGUUUUGUAUCUCAUGACUUGCUGGAGUGUGUACUCAGAUGUUCCUCGAAUAAUGGAGGUGUCUUGUUUCAUAGGCUCUGCCGGUAAUCUCCAUGGUCCUCUGCCUGUUCCCGACAACUGGUGGCACUUGAUUGAACCAUGGCUCUACCCCAAUGGCAUUGUUUGCCACAGCAACGGCUUUAGGAUCAGCAUCUUGGUAUAUCUCCUUCUUCUUCAAGUCUUGAUGAUGAUGUGGUUCGGAUUCAUCUGCAAAGUUGCCAUUGGCGUCCUCGAUGGAAGGGUGGUAGAUGAUGUGAGGAGCGACGAAGAAAGUGACGAAGGGUCUCAGAUUACCGAACUUGAGAAAGAUACAAAUUCUUUUGCAACUGUUUCUAGCUGGCAGGAAUCUCGACUACAACCCAGACGUAGUGCUCGGUCUAGUAGCGCAGCACAAAUAGGGAAUGACGGCAACGGCUACUUGAAACGCAAAGCUCAUGGCAAGGGGGAGUAA